CAAGCCUGGACUUUGCUCAACAAACGAAUAACCAGAAAAAUGUCUCCCCUUCUCUCCAUCUCCAAACCCCUUGCCUUUCCUCAACAACCCCUCUUCUCUGCAAGUUUUCGCCCCCCUCCCCCUCCCCCUCCCCCUCUCCCUGUCUCUAUCUCUAUCUCUGUGUCUCUCUGUGUGUGUUUGUGUCUGAGUUUCAUAAACAUGUGGGUGUGUGAAUGUUUUGAUUUUGAUGUAUAAACAUGGAAUAUUGUUGCAGUGCUUUGGUGGGAACACAAGGGAAAGUGGGCUAUGGAGAAACCAUCAAACAGUGAAGAAAUUAGUGGUUAGAGCAGGUCCAAAGAAGAUAUCUUUUGGUAAAGAAUGCAGAGAAGCCUUGCAGGGAGGAAUUGAUAAGCUUGCUGUUGCUGUUUCUCUCACUUCAGGACCUCAAGGCAACCUGGGAUUUACUUCUUUUUCUCUCUUUCUUUUUCUUCUAUCUUCAUUUUUCUCUUAAAAAAUUGACAUCUUGUUCUGUUCAAAGAAUAGGAUCGUGACUACUAGUUAUCUCAUUUCUUGUGUAAUUUGUCAGUCUUUAUUGACAGUGAUGUUUCUAAGCCAUUGAUAUGUGUUUACGCAGGGCAUAGUGUUGCCCUUUCGGAGUCUAAUACACUAAAACAAGUAAUGAUGGUGUUGCAAUAGCUCAAGCUAUCGAGCUUCUGGAUUCAAUGAGAAUGCUGGAGCAAUGUUAAUCCAAGAGGUCAUUCAUGUAAAAUGAAUGAUUUGGCUGGAGGUGACACUACUACUGCUAUUAUCUUGGCUUGUGAAAUGAUCGAAACAGCAAUGUUGGCAGUUGCUUUUGGGGCUAACCCUGUUUCUGUAGAGAAAGGAAUGGAUGUGCCUGUCAAAGAUUUGGUCAAGGUAUUGAAAAAGAAUAGCUUUCCAGUAAAAGGGAAGGAUGAUAUAAAGGCGGUUGCUUCAAUUUCUGCUGGAAAUGAUGAAUACGUUGGGAACUUAAUUGCUGAAACUAUAGAGAAUGUUGGCUCUGAUGGAGUAAUCUCUCUUGAAUCAUCUUGGACCUCAGAUACGUGUAUGAUAAUAGAAGGAAUGAAGGGUAGUAACCGGGUAGCAAUACUGUGUAAACCCUCUGGCUCCCAUGCAUGCUUAUAUGCCGCCCCAAUUCAUCACAAACCAGGAAAAAUCUUUGGUGGAGUUUGACAAGGCCAAAGUCCUUGUAACGGAUCAGAAGAUUGCAAAUGUCCAAGAAAUUGUUCCUGUAUAGGAAAAGACUAUGCAGCUAAGUGUCCCACUGUUAAUCAUUGCCAAGGAUAUCCCAAAGCAGGUUUUGGAAACACUAGAGGUGAACACAAUGCGAGGUUUGCUCAACGUUGCUGUUGUCAAAUGCCCUGGAUUUGGAUAUCGAAAGAAAGCAAUAUUGUUGCAAGACAUUGCUCUUAUGACAGGUGAACUGGCCUCUUUCUUUCCGACUUAAUUGGUUAUUCUUAGUUGUACUAUAUUUAAAUAUAUUAAGAUAUAGGUUAUUGAACCAUCUAUCUUCCUUGGCAAGUUGGGUUUGUGUUGCCUUCACGAGCCUUCCUAUUUGUGCAUAUCUGUGUUCCACUGGUUGCUCUUCUUGUAUGUGUGCGUGUGUGACCCGUGAUGUUCGAAAAUAAAUGAGUAGGAGAAGGCAACAAAGUCCUUGGAGGUUUAGAAGUAGGUAUAAAUGAAUAAGAGGUAUUGUAGUAAUUGAAUAAAACUUGAUAAAUAUAAAUAGAAAAAAAAAAGGAAAGAGGGAUCUGAAAAAUAAAUGAGAGUAGGAGAAGGCAACAAAACCCUUGGAGGCUUAAAAUUAGGUAUAAAUGAAUAAGGGGUAUUGUAAUAAUUGAAUAAAACUUGAUAAAUAUAAAUAAAAAAAAAAAGGAAAGAGGGAUCUGAAAAUUUAGUGUGAGUGACGGCAGGAGAGAAGAAAAGGGAAAGAAGAAGAGAAAAGAGAGAAAGAUAAAGGAAAGAAGGGAGAGUUAGAGAAAAUAAGUAUAAAGGUAAAAUUUACGCUUUGAUAUGCAUAAAUGUGUUUUCUUUUAGCUUUAAAUUUCUGUUUUGUUGAAUAUUAGGGUUUUGAAGAUUUUGUUUUAGGUUGAUUGAUGAAUUAAUUUGAAUAUUAUGGGUUGAUUGUAAUGGAUAAUUAGUUAUUUAGUUGAUUUUGGAAGAUUUUAGGUAAGGAUGAUGAUUUUGAGUUAUGAUUUGUUUAAAUGGUGAAUUUGAGUUAGAAAUCUUAAUAUAUCAGUAGGUGAUCUGUUGAAAUUCUGGGUUUGAGGUUGAAGAUGAUGAAAUUACAAUUUGGUCUCUCAAUUUGUGAAAAUUAUAGUUUAGUCCCCGAGCUUUGAAAAAUUUACAGAUUGGUACCUAUAGCAUAAUCCGAGAUUCUAGAUAGAAUUAAAGAUGAAUUAUGGACAGAAUUCCAAUAUAGUUAUGAAUUUAUGACACUUUCAAUUUGGUCUUCCCAUUUGAUAAAAUUACAAUUUGACCCUAAAAAUUUGAUAAAAUUCCAGAAUGGUUCUUGGAGCAUAAUUAGAGAUUCUGGAUAGAAUUAAGGUUGAAUUAUGAAAAAAAAAUUCUAGAAUGGUCCCUCAAUUAUUUAUCAAACUAGUUUGGAAAAGCUAAUAUUACAGUUAGGGACCAAUAUGAAAUUUUUAUCAUAUUUUUAGGGGUCAAAUUGUACUUUUAUCAAUUUGAAGGAUCAAACUAAAAAUAUCAUAAAUUCAUGAUUAUACUGGAAUUUUACCCAUAAUUCAUCCCCAAUUCUGUCCAGAAUCUCUAAUUAUGCUCUAGGGACCAUUCUAGAAUUUUAUUAAAAAUUUAGGGUCAAAUUGUAAUUUUGUCAAAUUGGAGGACCAAACUAAAAAUGUUAUAAAUUCACAACUAUACUGGAAUUUUACCCAUAAUUAAUCUUUAAUUCUGUCAAGAAUCUUGGAUUAUGCCUCAGGGACCUAUCUGUAAUUUUUCUAAAGUUCGGUGACUAAACUGAAAUUUUCACAAAUCAAGGGACCAAACUGAAAUUUUAUCAUCUUCAACCUCAAACCCAGAUUUUCAACAGAUCACCUACUAAUAUUUUAAUAUUUCUAUCUCAACUUCAUCAUUUAAACAAAUCAUAACUCAAAACCAUCAUCUUUAUCAAAAAUCUUUCAAAAUCAGCUAAAUAACUCAUUACCCAUAAUAAUCAACUUAUAACAUUCAAAUCAAUGCAUCAAUCAACCCAAAAUAAAAUCUUCAAAACCCUAAUAUUCAACAAAACAGAAAUUUAAAACUAAAAGAAAACACAUUUAUACACAUUAAAGCUUAAAUCUUACCUUUUAAACUUAUUUUCUCUAACUCUCUUCUCCUUCCUUUAUUUUUUCCUCUUCUCUUCUUUCCUUCUCACGGUUUUCUUUCUAAGAAUUCAGAUCUCUCUCUCUCUCUCUCUCUCUCUCUCUUUUCCUAUUUAUAUUUAUCAACUCUUUGUUCAAUUACUACAAUACCCUUUAUUCAUUUAUAUAUAUUUCUAAGCCUCCAAGGGCUUUGUUGCUUUUUCUUAUUCUCUUUCAUUUUCAAAACAUCACAUAACUACUUUAGUUCAAAAACAUAUAGGAUUAUGGAAUAGACCCUUAGUUAAGUGUAUUUAAUAGGUUGUACAUUCCUUUCGAGUCGUUUUUGAAUAUAUCUCUUUUGUAUUUGUAUAAUCCUGAUAUUCUACUUGUGGGAUAUCAAUAGGAUUUCCUUUGGUAUCUGCUUUCGAGUUCUGUUCGCUUUGAGUCAAGUGAGUGGAUAAUUUUCCAUAUGCAUGAGAAAUAUUAUAAAUAUUUGAGUUGUUAAUAUGAAUUGGAUCAUGCUUCUUGAUAAUAUAUAUGUUGAUUAUUAUCCUUAUUAUGAUAAAGCAUGAUCAAUUGUUGAAUUUGAAUUCUUGAUAUGAACCAAUAUAUAUUUUGAAUUGAUUUCCGAAUUGAUAGCUCCUCAUUUGAUUGAUGUCAUGAGUUGAGCCUUGAGAUAUGAAUUUGUUUGUUUGAUUAUGAUAUAAACCUACGAUAUGACAAUUAGAAUAACCAUGCUAAUAGAAUAGUGUUAGUCUUUGUGCACAUUGUAUCUGAACCCUAGUUGGUCGGGGGAGUCACCAACUUGUGUGGACUGAUCAUCCUAUAAUACGGAGCCACAUGCUCAUUGCAUUUUGAUUUUCUGUCAAGCUUUACCUUAUGAUAUUCUUGUUAUGGCUUAUUUGAAAAACCUUCCUCUAAGAAUCUAAAGUCAUAAUUGUGUAUAUAUUUCUUAUUAUUGUAUUACCUCGUGUGUAUAAAUUGAACGCUAUCUACUCACUGAGUUGUUGAACCCACCCUUUUAUUAUUUAUGUUUUUCAAACUUAUAGCUUGUUAGCGGAUCAUUUAUAUGGGACCUUCAAAACCUUCUCUUUUGGUUGUAAUUAAUAUUUUUUCUUUAUGUUUUGUUAGUGCUCCAUAACUAUGAAUUUGUAUUAACUCUUGUAUUAAGACAAUUAAAUUAUAUUAUGAAGUUAAUUUUGUUAUUAGUGCUAUGUUGAACUCCGAUUGAGUUAUUUGAAUGAUAAGUUUGUAUGUAAGUUUGAGUUCGUAUAAGUAUGGAACCUUGAAAAGAAAUCUUGUUUAUAUGCCGAUCAUGGAUCCAGAAAUCGGGUCAUGACAUAACCCAUACAUGUUUCAUACACUUUUGAGUUUGUCAUGGUAAUAAAGAAGUCCUUUGAUGAGUACCUAGGUCUCAAUUAUAAAAAUCUUUACUUUUUUUUGUCCAUUAGAAAUAAUAAACUUUUUACUUUGAUUCUAGCUAAGAUUGUAAAAUCCUUUUAUGAUUACCUAGCUCUCAAUUAAAAAAAAUUAUCACUACUUUUUCGCUCUAGAAAUGAUAAAUUGUUUACUUGGAUGCUUGCCAAGAUUGUAUUUUGUUCUCAUAUGACUAUUCAUAGGUAGGUCAUUGCUUCCAACAUGCUGUGUAAUUCAUGCCGUCCUAGACUCAUAAGGUGCUCAUUUUUUCUCGGGUGAUUUUGUGUUGGCACUCGAAAGUGUAACCUCGGAUCAACUUAGUGUUGCUCGAAACGUUACCAUAACAAGUAAUUCAAAAACCAUAGUUGCUGACCCAUCAAAUAAAGCUGAAAUUCAGGCAAUAAUUCUGCAGGUAAGAAAGGAUCUUGCUGAAACAGGUAAUGCUGCCCCCUCAAAAAAGCUCUCAGAGAGCAAUGCUAAAUUAUCUGGUGGUGUGGCCGUAAUCAUGGUUCGUGAUCAAGCUCUUAGUUAGAAUUGCUAACUAUUGUAAAACACAAUUCGGAAAAAUAGAUGAGCAUAGUGACAAUUCUGGCUACCAGUGCGUAGAAUUAUUUCUAGAGACAUUAGGCUCUUAAAGCUGCAUUAGUUCAGUAACAGGGAUGGAUUUUCUGCUCUGUUUUUUUCCAUAAGAAAUAUAAAGACAUAAGACAGGACUCCAAUCUUUUA
Molecule: messenger RNA, 5459 nt
Organism: Populus nigra (black poplar)
Lineage: Eukaryota; Viridiplantae; Streptophyta; Magnoliopsida; Malpighiales; Salicaceae
Product: chaperonin 60 subunit alpha 2, chloroplastic-like
Exons: 5
Coding region: 748-1191 (147 amino acids)
Biological process (GO): protein refolding
Molecular function (GO): ATP-dependent protein folding chaperone; ATP binding
Source: RefSeq, a predicted model, not a curated record